AUGGAAAUAGAUGCCCGCUUUCGCUACUAUUUCCAGCACCCGUGGUCGCGCCUCAUCGUGGCCUACCUCGUCACCUUCUUCAACUUCCUCAUCUUCGCCGAGGACCCCAUCUCCCACAGUCAGACGGAGGCCCACAUGAUCGUGGUGGGCAACUGCUUCUCCUUCCUGUUCAACAAGUACCCGGGCCUCGGAUGGAACGUCCUGAAAGUAGUAUGCUGGAUACUCGCCAUAAUCACCGGCAUGCUAGCCGGGAAGUUUAUAUUCCACCGCCAGCUCUUUGGUAGAUACCUGCGGCUGAAAGUGUUCCGCGAGGAUCACGGCUCCUGGAUGACCAUGUUCUUCAGCGCCAUCCUCUUCCUCUUCAUCUUCUCACACAUCUACAACCUUUUCCUGCUGAUGGCUGGGAGCAUGGAGCCCCACAUGGUGACGGACAGCAUGGGCAUCCGGAACGAGAGCUUUAUGAAGAUUGCUGCAGUGGGAACGUGGAUGGGAGACUUUGUCACCGCCUGGAUGGUGACCGAUAUGAUGCUUCAGGAUCAGCACUACCCGGACUGGGGCAAAGCAGCCAGAAGGUUCUGGAAGCAAGGCAACAACAGGAUUGUUCUCUUCUGGACCGUGCUCAUCUCUCUGACGUCGGUAGUGGUGCUGGUCAUCAGCACCGACUGGAUCAGCUGGGACAACCUGAACCGAGGCUUCCUGCCCAGCGACGAGAUCUCCAGGGCCUUCCUGGCCUCUUUCAUCUUGGUCUUCGACCUUCUCAUUGUCAUGCAGGACUGGGAGUUCCCUCACUUCAUGGGUGACCUGGAUAUGAAUCUACCAGGAAUGUCAACGACGCACGUCAAGGUCAAGCUUCCUGUCUGCAAGAGCAUCUUCAAAGAGGAGUACCACAUUCACAUCACAGGCAAGUGGUUCAACUACGGGAUCAUCUUCCUCGUGCUGAUUCUGGACCUCAACAUGUGGAAGAACCAGAUCUUCUACCAGCCCUACGAGUACGGCCAGUACGUCGGGCCCGGGGAGAAGAUCUUCACGGUGGAAGAGCCGGAGACGCUCGUCUUCUUCAACCGAAGCACUCUCACGUACGCGUGGCGCUCCACCAACAUCAACCCGGACAGCAACUUGACCUAUGUGGAGCGCGACAUGUUCCUCCACAGCCGCUACACUGGAUCCAGCCUGGACGUCAAGUGCCUGGCCUUCAUCCCCAGCCUGGCGGCGUUCGUCCUCUUCGGCUUUUUCAUUUGGCUGUUUGGCCGAUUUCAGGACAGCGAGACCUUCCCGGAAAACCAAGACAAGACGUACGAGAGGAUAAAGAGGAAGUCGCCGUCGGAGUACAGCAAGGAGAUGGGCGUGACGCCGGAGGAGCUGCACAUGACCAUGAGCGACAGCCUGAAGAGGGCGGGAGCGCCCAUGCUGCUGUCGGUGGACGGCCCGCACUUUGGAGCGACGCCCUCCACGCACUCCACCAUCUCCAUGGAAACCCAAGAGACGCAUCCGAGCAUCGUGAUCGACAGCGCCGAGCGGGAGGAGCCCGCCGUGUCCUUUGAGGUCCACGAGCUCUCUCCGUGACCUUUUUGACCUCCUGAAGCUUUGGACUACAUAAGUGUGGGCAGGUCGAAAGCGGGAGGUCACGGUAGCUUUUAAAAGGUCACUUUUCUUUGGAUUACACCAAAGCUGCAAGAGAAGUCGGCCAUAAAUGCUUGUGAGAUUGAGGAGAAGGGCAAAGUGAUGUGAUGAGAUUACAGUCGCAUUUGUUUGAGUAUAUUUUUGUAAAACACUCUUUUUAAGAAAGCCUCUAAUGCGGCACAAGUUCUUAUAACAAACACUUUUAAAAACAGAAUGCAAACUUGUAAUCGACACGGUGCUUGAUCGGAUUUUGCAUUUUCAUAAUCCAAUUUUGUCACGGGAAACUAUUUUGGUGCCUAUAUCAGAAGAGUGUUUCUACAGUCUUAACACUGCAGUCAAGUGGAUUUUAUUGUAUCACUGCUACACUUGUGCCUUGAUAUGUCAUAUCUUCAGACACCGUCGAAACAUCCAGUAUAUUAUAUUAUGAGCCACCAAACGGAAGAUGUCCUCUUUACAUUCUACUACAUCAAAGUCUUUUAUCAGCUUUCAUGUCACGCAGACAAUCGUUCCCACAUUUGAUCUUCAGACUUUCUCAGUUUCAUUUAUUCUCUCGUGACGUCACACUCCAUCAGUGCUCCUGAGGCUGCAGCACCUGGGCUGAAUACCAGCAGAGGUGCUUUUGCUUUUGGUAUAAACGGGCCAUUGAAGUGCAGGGAGGCUUCUGCUCCAAAGCUCAGGGCUUCUUCAUGUCUGGAUACAUCCAAAAAGUUUUAGAAAUAGUUUUUCAGGCACGGUGAAUGCAUUAAAAAGUAUUUAUUUUAUUACAUUACAGGUUGUUAUUUAAAACAUGAUCCUCGUUCCCCGUUAUCCUGAUGCUUCAACUCAAACCUGCUGCAUUUGUAUUUACAUUGGAUUUUACAAGUCUUGCGUAUACGUAUAAUAUUUGGAGCUUUACGUCCAUAAUAGUGCAAAUACCAACUUCACUACAUGUUUGGCACAUAUCACUAAGUACUUCUACUGCAUAGAAAUUGGACCAACUAUACCAAAUACUACAUUAUUUUGAAUAAAUACUGCUGCAUACGAUGUAAUGCAAAUUUAAUGGAGGUAUAUUCAUGAAUAACAGAGUGGAAUGAUAUUAAGUGUUCUCACUCUGCACUAUAAUGGACUGUAAUGUACAAUAGUUUUUUAGGAAAAUGGUUUUCCAAAAAAAGUAUCAAAGAGAAGAAGAAGAGAAGUAUUUGUACCCUGGGGGGUACCACCAGAAUAUUUACACACUUCUGCUGCAUUUAAUUAAAAUGAGUGAAUACAUUUGACAAGAAGGCCAUUUUUAAUAAAUGUCUGCGGAUUUAAUAUAUAUAUAUAUUACAUUUGCUGACAUUUAUUAUAAGUAAAAAUAACAAUGGUUAGAAGAUCAACAUUUGUCCUGCUUUAACAUUUACAGUUUUCAUUUCAGCAUUGCGUUUCAAUUGAGCUUUAAGAUAUGUUGUCUGUUGUACGUGUUAACUGUAAUGAUUCAGCAGCAUUCAGCCAUUCUCCGCUCCGGGGGGCACUUUGUUUCAUCGGCCAACAUAUUUUUAAAUUGUCUAUAAAGACACCAUUUACAUGUUCCCCUCAUUGUUCAGUUAAUAAUGAAGACAUUUCUAACCAUUUUUAAAUAUUUAAGAAGUGCUUUCAUACAUGUAAAGCUGUAAAACUUGUUCUGGUGGUACAGUCUGGACUCGUGUGUGUGUGUGUGUGUGUGUGUGUGUGUGUGUGUGUAGAUUGUGUCCGUAAAGGAUGUUUUAUACUUAAUAGUGCAUGUUGAGUGUGCGAUUGUGUGUGUGCGGCGAUGUACUGCUACCCUUGUUCGUGACAAAGGCCAUUCUGUGAAGAGGUCACUUUAUUGGCGUAAUUGUUUCUUUGAUCCUCCUUCUAUACGUCACAGGUCUACGAGGAAAUACGGUUUUGGGGUCUCACCAAAGGGCGGAACCUCUGUGGACUUGAGGAGGGUCUUUUGUGUUUCUAACGUAAUGUGUUGCAGUUUAAAGUGAGCUUUUCCUCUUUCGUUGUUCAAACUGUUUUUAUUCCAUCAGUUCCUGGGUGUUUGUGCUUUUUUUUUCGCACAGGAAAUCUCGGUGUACGGUGUUUGCUCAGCGUGCUGUAUGUCUUUUAAACCUUGUGUUACCAAUAAAUCUAUACAUCUUUUUGUAAUCUCCGUA
Molecule: messenger RNA, 3758 nt
Organism: Gasterosteus aculeatus aculeatus (three-spined stickleback)
Lineage: Eukaryota; Metazoa; Chordata; Actinopteri; Perciformes; Gasterosteidae
Source: RefSeq, a predicted model, not a curated record